Messenger RNA from Psilocybe cubensis, 3117 nucleotides. RefSeq lists its product as uncharacterized. Bases 1 to 3117 code for a protein of 1038 amino acids. The record is from RefSeq and is a predicted model, not a curated record. The transcript has 2 exons. Lineage: Eukaryota; Fungi; Basidiomycota; Agaricomycetes; Agaricales; Agrocybaceae.
AUGGAGACUGUUGUUGAAAAUCAAGAUUCGAGAGCCCUCCCUGAGGGAUGGGUGCAGAAUUAUGAACCAUCGUACUACGUCCAGAUGAAUGUCAUGCCGCCUAAAGUCAGCUUCACCCACCCUGCCGAUCUCGCACCGGCAGGCAAGCAAAAGUCGGCGUCGCCUUCGUCGUCCUUGGUGUCAGAGUCUCGCUCUGGGACCUCCGCUGCCCCAUCCCCCCACUCAUCCCCGGUCCCGCUGGCGAACGUAUCUCCUCAGCCCAAAGGACGUACCUCUGCGCAGGAGUUGUAUGCCAGUUAUUUGAACAAGACAAUGCCGCCGAUGAUCAACGCGUCCGGUCUGACCAGCCUGGCUGUGGCGUCCGGGACAUCGCAAGCACAGGUGCAAGCGCAGAUGGACGAGAGGCGAUUUAUGAGGACAUCCCCUCCUCCCGUGUCGUCUGUCAAUUGGGUGGGGCAAACUUCUGCAUCGCCGCCGUUACGCGCACCGAUUCCUCGGCCAGUCCCAGGGUCGAGACAGUUGCCUACGCCCCCUCAUUCCUCAGAUGAAUCUCCUGUAACAUCGCCGGCCCCAUAUCUGCAAACGAAUUCAAACACUUCGCCGAAUGUACAAACAACUUUUGGAAAUGUGUCUAUUAGGAAUGGUGCUAACGAUAAUACUUCCAAACCCACUUCCCCUUUACCCAAUGAUGCUAAUUAUCAGCUGCAUCGAGCUCAAUCUCUGCAGACAGGGUCUUCGGUGCCAGACCAUUUUCAACACGCGCACCAACGUUCACAGACCUUUGCUCCGGGGCAAACGCGACAAGUUGGGCAUAAUCCGAAUAAUGUGGUCAGUAAUGAGAUUCCUGUUAAUGGGUUGCGACAAACACCGGCCUUGGUCACACACGCUCGACUGCCUAGUCAAUCCCCUAGUUUUACGACGGUUGCCACAAAUCCUGUCGCGUCCACUGCACAGUCCCAACCCAAUCGAUCUCGCCAUUAUACAACUAUCGCCACAAAUCCAGUAGCAUUUGAGGCCCAACCUCAGGGCAACCAGUCUACCAAUUUUACCAACAUGGCCACAAACCACGUAAACCAAAUGGGCGCUUCACCGGGUGCGGUGUCUGUUGGUAAUACAGGGGUGCAAUCUCUCCCUACCAUCCCUUUUUCGCAGACAGCAAGAGCCAUGGGUCCACUGCCUUCCCCUCCGAUGUCCCCUCCGAAUAACACCUCUCCCACAUUCACUGGCACAACAUUUGCGAACCCUACAUUCAGUCCACAGAUCAAUUCAACCGUGGCUCGCCCAAAGAAUCAACUCACAAACAGCAUGGGUAAAAUUGCCACUAAAUUGGCGGUCGGGGCCGCUUCUGGUUUAAUAUCGCAAGCCACUGGUAUUCCCACAACAGUUGUGAGGUCUGUUUCAAAUAUAAUCACCGAUCCAAGAGUGACUGCCAUGUUCAAACGGGCGUUUUCGAGGCAGAAUGGACCUAUUGGAGACAACGAUUUACAAGCUGUUUUACAAGGACACCCCAAUGCGAACUAUCAAGGAGUUAUUGAUGCUUUGAUAAAGCAACAACAGGAGUUCAACACUAUACAGAUGCAGGCUAGUAUGGCGUAUAAGCCAAUUCCCCAGUCACCUGUCGAUUAUCCGGCGUUGAUUGCGGAGGUGCAGAGGUUGCAACAGCAGGCACGGGUACAAGCUCAGGCGGCACAGACUCAGGCUCAGAUCGCGGCUGCGCAGGCAGCUGCCUCGCAGAGCACGUUAAAUAGUCAAUAUCAGUCAAUUGCAAACCAGUUAACCCAACAAAUCGCCCAGCAGGGAAUUCAGGCAGUGGCUACGAAUCAGUCGGCGUAUUUACCACUCCUGCAGGCGUAUUUGGCAGCGCAGGGACAACAGUUGCCGGGUGGGGGGUUGCAGCAAGGACAACAGCAAAAUGUACCGCAGGCACAGUCUCAAUCGGCCACACAACAGCAAGUUCAAGUUCAUGGUGCACCUCAACAACAACAGGCAGGUCAGCAGCAAACCCAGGCCGCUAACGGCACAAUUCAGCCGCAACAGCAUCAGUCUCCGAACACAUUUGUUGCCAAUGUACCUCAGAAGCCUGUUCAGCAUUUGUCCGUCACUGGUGGGACUUCGUUUGCUCCCGGAAGACCGACUGCCAUUGGAGGAGGGCAAACUGCGGUAUCCUCUGGGGGGCAGAGCCACCCACCUGGUGUACAGAUACAUGCACCUGUUAAUCAACUCGCUGGCGGACAACCGCAGACCUCUGGAGUUCCGCCCCACGUUUCUGCAGGUCAAAUUCACUCCGGUGCGCAUACGUCUCAGAGCGCUGGGCAACAUCCUUCGAAUAACGGCCACCAGCAGCAAAAUUCUCCCGCCGGUGGUCAACCUCAGACCAGCCCCACCCAGCAGAACAAUGGGGGUCAAGGUGAAAACCCGUAUACGAAACUGUAUGACCAGAUCCAGGACGUGUACCAGCAAGUUCAGCAGCAGCAGCAGCAGCAACAACAACCAUCUUAUACUGACAUGUCCAACUCGCUUUAUAAUGGUGGAGUACAACAAAGUCCGCAACAACAACCGUCGUUCACUGAUAUGAUUAACUCUGCAUUCAAUGGGAAUGCACAACAAUCGCAGCAGCAGCCCUCUUUUACGGAUAUGAUCAACUCUACCUUGAAUGGGGGACAACAACAGCCACCAUUGCCCGAUAUGCUAAACUCUGUCCUUAAUGGAAAUGGUCAACUACAGCAACCCUCACUGACAGAUAUGAUUAACUCUGCUUUCAACAACGGCGGACAGCAGCCAUCCUUCACCGACUAUUUGAAUUCAGCUUUGAACGGAGGUUCAGCUUCUACUCUUCCGGUAUAUGAUACUUCGCUCCUGUACAACGACCCAUCAUCCGGUGGAAGCAGCAGUGGAAUAAUGGACAAUCUUGUCCAGUCCUUCGCAAAUACCUCUCUAGGGGGAAAUGGCUCUUUGCAGACUGAUACUUCGGGUUUGAACGGGUUUGUCAAUGGUCUUACCCAGGGCUUUUCGACUGAUCAGACAGACCCUUCUGCCUUCAGUGCUGGUUUUGACCUUGGGUCGCUUGGAGAUAGCAUUGCAUCUAGUAUCACCAAUUCCUGGUCAGAUUCUUCAUGA